GCGUGUGAAUAAGGUGAUUUUCUUGCUGAGUAAGCGACUUUAUUUAAGACGCAACUGGAAGCUCUUUCCGGCAAACUGCUAUUAGUGCUGAACCAUGAAUACCAACAGCAAUCCCAAUCGUAUCCGAACUCUGAGCAGAGGCAUCCGUGGUCGUGGAGGAGUUCAGCGGGGUACCGUUGCCCAACGGGGCCCUGCUGCAGGUCCUGCACGAAGCACCUAUGGACCGCCUGCCAGGCCGCAGCAGGCAGGGGCCCCUCAAGGAGGUGAAGUUGACGAAUUGCUCCGCUCCCAUGAGCAAGCUCUAGAUAAACGACGGCGCGAGGUUGGCAUUCGGUAUGAACGGCCUAUCCGUCCAGGGUUCGGCACCCUCGGAGACCCGGUCACACUGACUGCCAAUUUCUUCGCAUUGAAGAUUACAAAUUCACUUGUUAAUACGUAUCAUGUCAAAGUCGAACCGGCCCGGAACGCCAAGGAUGUUCAGCGCCGUCUCCUACGUUUACUCGAGGAGACCGAUGACCAGCCUUGGCAAAGUGUCAAGUCAUUCGUGGCAUUUGAUGGGAGAGAAACACUGGUAUCUGCGAAGGAGUUGCCCCAACCCAUGCAGAUUUCUGUGAGCUUCUUCGAGGAAGGGGAGACGCCUAGUCCAAACUCGCCAGAAUAUACCGUCUCCUUCCAACUGCUUCGCAAAUGGGAGAUGAGCGAACUAAACAAGUACCUGCACUGCGACGCCGACGUUGACAUUUCCCCGCUCAUAUCUGCAUACAACAUUGUUAUUCAACAACAUGCAUCCUCCACUGCGACUCGAGUCGGAAACAGCCGCUACUUCGGGUUCCCGGAUUACAAGGCAAAUGAGCUCUCCCCCGGGCUUACGGGUUUGCAGGCAUUAAGAGGCUUUUUCUUGUCUGUGAGGCCCGUUUUUGGAGAGUUAAUGGUCAAUGUUGGUGUGUGCAUGACACCGUUCUACAAGCCCAUUGGACGGCUGGACUUGGCGUACAAUGAAUCCGCGGAUCGUUCCAAGGGCGCAAUUCCGCAGCGGUUUGCUCAGAAUGUCAAAGUGACCACCACGUAUCUUGGUUACACCAAACGUCGCACGUUGUUACGGAUCACGUCGUCGUCUGCAGAAAAAACGACAUUUCUCAAGGAUGGACGCCAAAUUUCAGUCGCCCAACAUUUUCAGGAAGCGCACGAUAUAGCUCUGAAACGUCCCGAUCUCCCACUUGCUGACCUCGGGACAGAGAGGAGGGCGGUCUAUGUCCCCCUGGAGCUGUGUACCAUCGAGUCGCAACCAUUCAGAGGUCUUCUUGAUGAUCGAGAGACUACGAAGAUGCUGAAUCACGCAUGCCAGCCUCCAGCUGCCAACUUUGAAGAGAUAAUCAAACGAGGAUUACCCUCGCUUGCUUUGACUAAACCCAAGGCGAGCCUUCUGGACAAGUUCGGCAUAUCGAUCAGUCAGACGAUGACCGAUAUUCCCGGACGAGAGCUGCCUCCGCCCAAAAGUCUACUAUAUCGUUCCAGUUCUCUUGCCAUACAGCCGGCAAAAGGAAGUUGGAACCUCGCGAAUGUGAAGUUCCACACUGGGGCUUCCGUUGCCAAAUGGGCGGUGGUCGUCGUUGGCACGUCUAGGGACGAAGACGUGUCCAAAGUGUGGAAAGGGUUCAAAGAAGGUUGUCAGAAUUCGGGAAUGAUGUUUGACGAAUCGCCCCCGACUAUUGCCAGAACAUCCCAACUGCCCCGACAGUCUCAGGACAGGGAUCGGUCUAAGGAUAUAAAGGAAAUCAAGCAGACCAUUCAGGACAUCAGCAGGGACAACCCUACGUUUGUGCUGGUCCUCUUACCUUUCCGUGACACGAAGCUAUACCCCGGUGUCAAACGCAUCUGCGAUGUCGAGCUCGGGAUACAUUCUGUCACGAUUGUCCUGGACAAGAUCUUGAAAUCCAAGGGUCCGCAGCAGUACUAUGCUAAUAUCGCCUUGAAGCUGAACCAGAAACUCGGGGGCAUCAAUCAUACUCUCGAUGCUAAAAGCACACGCUGGCUCACUACGAAGAGCACGAUGCUCGUGGGCAUGGAUGUUACCCACCCUGGACCUGCCAGCAAGGCAGGCACUCCAUCCAUCGCUGCAGUCGUCGCCACUAUUGACGAGACUUUCGUGCAAUGCCCUGUAAGUUUGAGGUGUCAGAAGUCAAAGCAAGAGAUGAUAGACGACUUAACGGAGAUGAUGCUAGAAAGACUGAGAGCGUAUAAGAAGACUAGUGGUUCCCUUCCAGAGAGAGUUAUCGUCUACAGAGACGGUGUCUCAGAGGGUCAAUUUGACACGGUGCUCGAGCGCGGCUCUGAGAAGGACAAGAUACUGGAUGCCUUCAAGGCCAUCCAAAAGGAAACCGAGGGUCUUGCAGAGUAUCGGCCCCAUUUGAGUAUCAUCAUUUGUGGGAAACGGCACCACGCGCGCACCAGGCCGACAAACUCAAAGAACGAGAGCCGAAACGGAAACACGCGCCCUGGAACAGUUUUCGAUCGACGCAUCACUGCCGUUUUUGAUUUCGACUUUUAUUUGCAAGCUCACGAUGGGCUCAAGGGUCACGUGCGACCUACGCACUAUACAGUUGUCUACGAUGAGAAUGGUUUCAGCGCCAACGACAUACAACAGGGCACGCAUACCGCGAGUUACUUAUAUGCCCGUGCCACCAAGGCGGUGAGCCUUGUCCCCUUGGCGUAUUAUGCUGACCUGGCAUGUGAGCGGGCGCGGUGUUACCUUGAAGGAUUUCUCAAUUCGGAGCAGCCCCCCGCGUCUGGUUCCUCAAGUAAGAAAGGAGGAGGGAAGGGUAAAGGGAAAGGCGUAGCGAAAGAGGCGGCAGACGAAAGAGAGGCGGCGAAGCAACGUGUUUACGAUGCUGCUCUUCAAGCAUGGGGUAAUGGGGUCCACGCCAAUUUGAAGGAGAUGAUGUUCUAUAUCUGAAGAUGGACGACUUGAUUCUGCAUAAGUAGUACUUGCGUUAUCGUGUCUGCCUUGUGUGGAUGUGUGGAUGUGCCUGACAAUUGAAUAUUGCCAUUAAGGCCGC
Suillus clintonianus is the source of this 3056-nucleotide messenger RNA. Its product is annotated as ribonuclease H-like domain-containing protein. NCBI's taxonomy places the organism in Eukaryota, Fungi, Basidiomycota, Agaricomycetes, Boletales, Suillaceae. Gene Ontology annotation, molecular function: RNA binding; protein binding. The record is from RefSeq and is a predicted model, not a curated record. Bases 95 to 2953 code for a protein of 952 amino acids. The transcript is spliced from 6 exons.